Paramisgurnus dabryanus is the source of this 1031-nucleotide messenger RNA. RefSeq names its product peptidylprolyl isomerase Fa (gene ppifa). NCBI's taxonomy places the organism in Eukaryota, Metazoa, Chordata, Actinopteri, Cypriniformes, Cobitidae. The record is from RefSeq and is a predicted model, not a curated record. Gene Ontology annotation, molecular function: cyclosporin A binding; peptidyl-prolyl cis-trans isomerase activity. Gene Ontology annotation, cellular component: cytoplasm; mitochondrion. Gene Ontology annotation, biological process: protein folding; protein peptidyl-prolyl isomerization.
ACGGUCACAUGUGUCUUGUGUAUACGGUAGUUCAGUGUGCAGCAGUUCACCUUGGACACUGGUCAGUAGUGCAUAUCCUCGUUGAUGGGUUUUCAACAACACUUAAAGAAUGCUACAGAUGAAAAAUCGUUUAAAAUAUUGCUCUGUCGCAAUCGCUGCGAACAGGCUUGUUUCUGGACCGCUGAAGAACCCUGUUGUGUUUAUGGAAAUCGCAGCUGACGGCGAGUUCAUUGGAAGAAUCAUUAUCGAGCUUUUUGCUGACGUGGUUCCUAAAACAGCAGAGAACUUUAGGGCUCUCUGUACAGGAGAAUAUGGUUUUGGUUAUAAGGGCUCUGUGUUUCACAGAAUCAUCCCUGAGUUCAUGUGUCAGGGUGGAGAUUUCACUAAUCAUAAUGGCACAGGUGGAAAAUCUAUUUAUGGAAAGAAAUUUGCGGAUGAGAAUUUUAAGAUGAAACACAAUGGACCAGGUGUGCUGUCAAUGGCAAACUCUGGGCCGGACACAAAUGCAUCACAGUUUUUCAUCAGCACUGUAAAAACAGACUGGCUUGAUGGCAAGCACGUUGUGUUUGGUCAGGUCAAAGAUGGCAUGGAGACCGUCUCUCUCAUGGAGUCCUAUGGCUUACAUGAUGGAGGAACUGUAAAGAAGAUUGCCAUUACAGACUGUGGAGAACUCAAAUGAUUGUGGAAAGUUCUGUAUGAGAGUCUUUUUGGGAACUCAAACUGCUUUCACAUGUAAAUCUUUAAGUAAAUUAUUUGUAUUUAACUGAAUAUUACUCACCUGUUGCUAUAUUAUGCACCAUUCUGGAUUAAUUGAGGUGUUUUAUGCUUACUAAGUAAGUACACUGAAAAGUAAAAUAUACUAUUUUUCCACAUACAAGAUAUCUUGCCUGGUCUAAGUUUUAUUAUGAGUUAAAAACAUUUUUGAGGUUUAUAAAUUAGGAUAAAGCAUGUACAGAGAUUGUUUACCUUCUAAGAACUAUGCCAGAGAAACCCAGGAGGUAUUUUGAAAAAAUAAAUGACACACGAAACUG